AUGGCGAAAAAUUUGGACCACUCAAUUGAUCAAUAUGUGAACAUUCAGACUGAUUUGAAAAACAAAAUAAACAAAUUACGAGAUGAAAAGUUUCAACAAGGUUUCUCAAAACCAAUCCAUAUUCUGGAUACUAUUGAUGCUAGUGUAAGUAGUCAUUAUAGGGAACGACUACAACAUGCAGCUGAAAAUAACUCCGGAAAGCGCAUUGUUAUCAUUCCUCAUUAUUUGGGAAAUGCUCAUUGGACGGGUAUUAUAAUAGAAUUUCGAGAGACAAAUGAGAUUCAACUAGUCGAAUUCAUUGAUCCAGUAACAAAUUCGUCAUUUCUUCUUAACAAGAUACAACAAGAAUUCAAUGAACUGUAUUCCGCUGUGACUAUAUCACCAAUAACAUUAGAAACAUGUAGUGAUUCAACACAAAGUGAAGAAUUGACUCUUCACAACUUAUUAAAACGAGUCGAACAAUUAGAACUUAUGCAUAAACAGUAUAAAAAACUGGAUGAUCGAACCAGUACAAUUCACGAUAACCUAUCUAAAUCACAGCAAGAUGCGUCUAGCACUUAUGGACCAUCGAGCCUGUCAGACUGCAAAUCAAAACACAAAUCGGAUGUUGACUGUAAGAGUAAUCCAAGUGUGAGUACAGCAGAUUUAUUAAUUCCGCCUUCACAAACAGAACAGCAAAUAGAACAGGUUCAUACAUCGUCCAACAGUAAAGAUAAUUUUCCUGAUGAAUCCAGCCAGCAGACAGUAGACGAAAAAUCGAAAGCUGCUUUUUCAGCUGCCCAGCAAACUGCGGAUAGAUGUGAGUUGGAAUCGUGCGAAUCCUUAGAAAAUCAGUUAAAUAAUGGCUUCUGCGAUUUAGAAAUCAGUGAUGAGGCAGAGCUCAAGGAGGACAUAAUACAAGUAAAGCAAGAGAUUAAUGAUCUUGAAAAAAGAGGAAAGCCAAAAACUGCGGAGACGAAACGAAAAUUUUUAUCCAAACUGGAAGAUCUUCGAACAUUAGCUGAAAAAGUCAAAACCCUUAAAGCACAACCAUCAUCUGAUGAAAAUGAAGAAAAUUUAAAAUCUAAAUUAGCCGGUGGUUUUGCUGAACAUGAAAUUAAGGAUGAGACAGAGCUCGAGGACGAGAUAAUAAAGGUAAAUCAAGAGAUUAAUGAUCUUGAAAAAAGAGGAAAGCCAAAAGCUGCGCAGGAGAAACGAACACGUUUAUCUAAACUGGAAGAUCUUGAAAUUCCGGGAUUCGAAGAUACAAAUGGCCCGGAAGUAGAUAUCGCAAAUGCUAUUGGUAUUGUUCGAGCAAUAAAAACAAGUAGAAGUGUUAAACCUGUUGUUUUGAUUAGCUAUAAAGGUAUGGGUGAUAGACUUGGCGGUUUAAAAGAUUUAACUCAUACAUUGGAUGCUAAAUGGAUAGAAAAAUAUCGCAUUGAAGAACACUCAGAUAUUAUAAAAGAUGUUGAAGAACAACUUACUGAACAUAUAAAACAUAUGAAAAUAUCUGUCAUGGAAUUGUCUUUAGAUCUUGAGAAUCAUGACAAAAUUAAAUCAGCCUAUACAAUUGUUUUGAGAAUGAAAGAAAUGAAACCUUUAGAAAAAUUUCUUCCAGAUAUAAACGAAUACAUACAAGAAGUUAGUUCUUGAGCAAAACAAUUUGUUUUGAGCCAUAUCAACAAACCCGAUGAAUUAGAUAAGUGUAUAAAUGAUAUUAAAUCAAAAAUUGAAAAACAGCUACAACGCUUCCUAAAAGAAGUUGAAGCAUUCGUGAAUAUUGAUAAUUUUUAUGAAGCUGAACAAAAAGUUGAACUAAUAAUUUCGGUUCGUAAUUUAUUGGGAAAUUAUUGUUCACAAGAGAUUUCGGAUCAGAUUGACAGAGUAAAUGCAAAUCAAGCUCAAGUUUUAUUAGAUGGUGUGGUUAAUAAAUAUUCCGACAUGGAUUUUGAUAAAUAUGUUUCAAAUCCACCGUCAGACUUUUUCAAUAGAUUUAAUGCAGCCAGAAGUACAAAUCCAGUAUAUAUGAAAGCCUUUAAUACAAUAAGGGAACGGAUUUUCGCUAAAUUUAGAAACGAACUCGAAAAAGCAAAGAAGGAAAAUCCUCUAAAUCCAGUUAAUAGUCAUUUACGGACAUUUGAAUUUGCAGUGAAAUAUUUACCGGAAGAUAUGCGAAGUCCUCUUGAAACUGAAUUAGAUUAUUGUAAGAAACAUAUUAAUAUUUUGGCUCAAGAUAGUAAUAAUGAAUUUGAGAAAACAAUUGGAAAUCAAGAUCCUAAAGCUAUUGAACAACUUCUUCAAAAAUAUCAAGGUGUACCGGGUAUGCAAUCCUAUAUUAGCAAAGGCCGGGAUCUUGUUUUGAAACAAAUACAAGAUAAAAUUAAGAAAAUCGAACAAUAUUUUCAGCAAGAUAAUGUUAGUAACGCUUUAGCUUGUGUAGAUAUUCUAUAUGAAUAUGAAAGUGAAUUAGUAAAUAUUAUCAUGGAUAUUAGACAACCAUGUUUAAGCGUACGAUCUUUAAUAAAAGCUAAAUUUGAAAAAGCAUAUGGUCGACCAUCACUAGAUCCAUUAAUUUCGGAAACGAAGAUGCUUGCUGGAAAUAUAAAACAAACUUCAGAUAAUAUUCAAUGGGAUGCACCGGUACGGAAUAAAAUUCCUACACUCUUAGCUCAUAUUUUUGCUCUAUGGACACUUCAAAGUGCACAUCAUUAUUUCGAAGUUGGCAAUGUUGGAAAUAAUAAUAGUUAUCUUCUGCAACCUCACAUAGCUCAAGUUAUUUCAAUAUUUUGUAUGCUAGGACUAGAUGAUAUAGACGAAAAAUUAAGAAAUAACUUAGUACAAAUACGAACUGGAGAGGGAAAAUCAGUAAUAUUAGCAGUCACAGCUGCAAUACUUGCGCUGCUUGGUUUUGAAGUACGUUGUGCAUGUUAUAGUCAGUAUUUAAGUGAAAGAGAUUGCAUUGCAUUUUUACCACUAUUCGGUGCAUUAAAUAUAACUGAAUAUAUUCAAUAUGGGACAUUUAACAAACUCUGUGAAGAUAUGAUUAAUCGAAAUGGAGAAAUUCGGAAAAUAGUAGAACAUUUUAUAUCGACUGAUUCAAAUAAUUCUCCAGUAUGUAAACGACCUACUGAACGAGCGAAGAUAUUAUUAAUUGACGAAGUUGAUGUUUUCUUUAGUCAGAACUUUUAUGGGAAUGUUUACACACCAUCAGCCAGUUUAAGAGAUCCGACAAUAACAUCUCUAAUCAAUUUUAUUUGGAAAGAGAGAAAAUCAAAAUUAAGUCUUAGAAAAGUUACAUAUACAGAUGAAUACAAAGCUUGUUGUAAUAGAUUUCCUUUAUGGGAAUCAUUGAUUCUAGAGGCUGUUAAAGAUCUCAUUCAUGAUGUGAAUAGUUUUGACUCUCAUGAUUAUGUUGUUAAAGAAGAUAAAAUUGGAUAUAAAGAACAAGAUAAGAUUGUUUACAAUAUUGUGUAUGGUUAUAAAACUUUAUUCGUGUAUUAUUGUGAACACGAAAAAGGAAAAAUAACGAAAUCAAGUUUAGAAGAAAGAAUAAGUAUAAACAUAAAGUGUGGAAAUUUCUCUUAUGCUGAGAUUCCACUUCAGUUUAAGUUCAUUAUGGGCGUUUCAGGUACUUUGAAAACUCUUAGUAAUAUUGAAAAAGAAACCAUGAAAACUGUUUAUAAAAUUGAAAAACUUACAUUUAUUCCAUCAAUGUUUGGUAAAAAUAACCUCAAAUUUACAGAAAAAGAUGACAUUAUGAUUGAAAACAUUGAUGAUUAUUUUAAUGUUAUUAGAAAAGAAAUUGAUGAUAGAUUAGUUGGAAAAUCAGGAGAAAAACGGGCUGUUUUGGUUUUUUUUGAAUCUGUAAAAAGAUUAAAUGAAUUCUAUGAAUCGAAAGCAUUAGAGGAAAUUAAGUAUUCGGUUCAUAUUUUAACAGAAGAAGCAACUUCAGAUGAAAAAGAAAAAGCUAUAAGAUGUGCGACUACAUCCGAUCAAAUAACAUUAUUCACACGAACUUUCGGCAGAGGAACAGAUUUCAUAUGCCACGAUAAGAUUGUUGAACAUAACGGUGGAACACAUGUUAUUCAAACAUUUCUCUCUGAAGAAUAUUCAGAAGAAGUACAAAUCAAAGGAAGAACUGCUAGACAAGGCGAUCAUGGAUCCUAUAGUUUAGUAUUACUUGAUCAAGAUUUAGAGAAAUUUCUUAUUCAGAAAGAAGAUAUUGAAAAUAUUAAAAAAGGCAAAGGAGUAAUCGAUCGUCUUCAACCUAAGCUUAGUUUUACAAAAACUUAUUGUACACUAUAUGAACUUCUUGAUAAUAGACGUAAAGAUUUAUUCGAAAAGAAAUAUAUGAAUAAUACACAAUAUGUUGAACAAGCGAAAAAAGAACAUGAAGCCACUGAAGAAUUUCUCAAACAUUUCCAAAGUGCAGAUAUAGAUUAUGUGAGAAAAUUUUUAGUCGAGAAAAAUAAAGGAGCUAAUAUAGUUUGUAAUCAAUCAAGAACAAUUUGUUUGAUGGAUGCGACAGGUUCAAUGACUCAUCUUUUAAACAAUUGCAAAAAUACAGUAGGAGCAAUGUUCGAGCGCACUAUAGAAAUAUUACGAGACCACAAUAUUAUUGAAGAUUCAUUUCAAAUUCAAUUUGUUGUCUAUAGAAACUAUAAUAGCACAGAAGAUAAGAUCCUUCAAUAUUCUCCUUGGGAAACGAGAGCAGAUAAUUUAAGAACGUUUAUGAACACCAUCAAUGUUGAAGGGGGUGAUGGAAAUGAAGCCAUUGAAAUUGGUCUUUGGCAUGCAAACAACGAAAAUACGAGAGAAAAAAUAACACAAGUCAUUUUAAUCGGUGAUGCACCUCCAAAUACAAAAGAUGAAGAGACUUAUUAUGAAGAUGAAUUAACCAAAUUCAUUUCAAAUAAAAUUCCAGUUCAUGCUUUUUUUGUUGAUAAACGUGCAAAAGAUAGUUUUAACGAGAUCGCUCAGAAAACAGGAGGACAAUGCCAUCUGCUAGAUAUUAACUCUCCUUCAGGAGCGAAUAUGCUAACAAAUUUAAUUACAGAAGCCAUUUUAAAAAAUAUUGGUGGAGAUUCAAAAGGAAAUGCUCUUGUUGAGGCAUAUAAACAAAGAUACGAAGUGUUAUACCUAAAUUGA
Rotaria sp. Silwood1 is the source of this 5130-nucleotide messenger RNA. Lineage: Eukaryota; Metazoa; Rotifera; Eurotatoria; Philodinida; Philodinidae. The record is from the annotation of a GenBank genome assembly.